AUGAUUCGGAGCGUUGCAUUCGAGCUGACCAAACGCGCGUCGUCGUCGUCCGUUGCUGCUGUUGCCGCGUCGAUGCGUGCGACAACUCGUUGUGCUGCUGUCGCUGCCACUUCCGCCGUCGUGCGUGGCAUGUCGACGAGCGCGAACAACAACAACCAGCAGGAACAGGACAAGCAGCAGCAGAACAACGAGCAAUCCGAGUCGACCGCGUCCAAGCUCACCAAGCCGGGCUUUGUCGCAGCUGCUGCAGUCGCGCUGGUCGUCUGGCAGCUCGAGUCGCGCGGAGAGCGCUUUGGAGCGUCGGUGGACGGCGGUCAUCAGUCGCAGGAGCCGCGCGGCUUGAUCUCGUCCUGGGUCGCCAAGGCGCUCGGCCACUCGACCGUCCGCGCCAACGCGCGCCUGUCUGAAGACUCGAACGUGCGUGCACUGAUUGCCGAGGCUGCCAUGGGCAAGACGGGCUCGCGUCAGUUCACCUCGCUGAUGACCACCGUCUGCCAGCACGCCGACCGGCUCUACGACGGCGGCCACAUGGACGAUCUGUAUGCGUUCUUGCAUGCCACGAUGGCUGCAGACAGCCCUCUCAAGAGCGGCGCCAUCGCGUGGCGUGCUGCACGCGCCGCCCGCGAACGGUCGCUGGCCACCACGGACGCCGAGCUAAAGAAGAAGCUCGUGUACGAGGCGUACGAGCUGGCCAAGCGCGCGAUCGAGUACGAUCCGAGCGACUUUGCCUGCCACAAGUGGCUGGGCAUCACGAUCAGCGACGUGGGCGAGUACGAGGGCGUCAAGGUCAAGAUUUCCAACGCCUUCACCAUCAAGAAGCACUUUGACGAAGCGGUGCGCCUCAACCCCGACGAUCCCACCUCGCGCCACCUCGUUGGCAUGUGGUGCUUCACCUUUGCCGAUAUGCCGUGGUACCAGCGCAAGAUUGCCGCAACCCUCUUUGCCACCCCGCCCAGCGCCACGUACGACGAGGCCCUUGGCCAUUUUGUCGCCGCCGAAAACAUUGAACCCGGCUUUUACGUGAAAAACACACUCAUGAUUGGCAAGGUCUACCUUCGGAUGGGCCAGAAGGAGGAGGCGAAAAAGUAUCUCACCAAGACCAUCUUCCAAGCCAAGACGGAGGCUGAUCGUGAGUCCCUGGAGGAGGCCAAGCAGAUUCUCGAGAAGAUGUAAAUUUGAAUUUCCAUCGAGGACGUGGGCCACAUCCACACAUCCAGCUCAACCAACACAACACCAACAACAAAUUCAAUCCAUCAUCGCAACUGUUGUCAUCGCAGUUUUUCUUUGCAGUUGUGCUCGUGUACAUGUCAAAAACUAAACCAAAUUCACUCCA
Molecule: messenger RNA, 1333 nt
Organism: Capsaspora owczarzaki ATCC 30864
Lineage: Eukaryota; Filasterea; Ministeriida; Capsasporidae
Product: microtubule-associated protein
Exons: 1
Coding region: 1-1173 (390 amino acids)
Cellular component (GO): mitotic spindle pole; spindle microtubule; cytoplasm
Molecular function (GO): microtubule binding
Source: RefSeq, a predicted model, not a curated record